AUGGGGAACACCAUCAAGGCCCUUGUGGCCUUCAUCCCUGGUGACUGUUGCCAAAACUAUGUGGUUGGAGACCUCCAGGAGAUGCCGCUGGACAAGAUGGUGGAUCUGAGUGGGAGCCAGCUACGCCGCUUCCCUGUGCAUGUGUGCUCCUUCACGGACCUGGUCAAGCUCUACCUCAGUGACAACCACCUCAAUAGCCUGCCUCCAGAGCUGGAGCAGCUGCAGAACCUGCAGAUCUUAGCCUUGGAUUUCAACAACUUCAAGGCUUUGCCUCAAGUGGUAUGUACCUUAAAACAGCUCUGCAUCCUCUACCUGGGCAACAACAAACUCUGCAACCUCCCUAAUGAGCUGAGGCUGCUCCAGAACCUCCGGACCCUUUGGAUUGAAGCUAACUGCCUCACCCAGCUGCCAGACGUGGUCUGUGAGCUGAGUCUCCUUAAGACUUUGCAUGCAGGCUCCAAUGCCCUGCGUCUCCUACCCGGCCAGCUCCAGCGCCUCAGCGAGCUAAGGACCAUCUGGCUCUCAGGAAACCUGUUGACCGAAUUCCCCACUGUGCUGCUUCAUAUGCCUUUACUGGAGGUAAUUGAUGUGGACCGGAACAGCAUCCGUUACUUUCCCAGUCUGGCCCACUUGUCAGGUCUGAAGCUGGUUAUCUAUGACCAUAAUCCUUGCAGAAAUGCGCCCAAGGUGGGGAAGGGUGUGCGCCGUGUUGGAAGAUGGGCAGAGGAGACACCAGAGCCUGACCCCAGAAAAGCCAGGCGCUAUGCAUUGGCCAAGGAAGAAAGCCAGGAGCCACUGGCCCCUGCCCUAUGUCCUUCUCUUUCUCCCAAUUCCUAAGGAGCUGCAGUCCAUCAAUGUCAAGGACCCAACUGCAUGUUCUCAAGAUUUCUUCAUUACAGUGGGAUUAUUCUGUGUCAUUUGAGGGGUUGAUGUAAAGCAAUAAAGGAACACUAAGA
Molecule: messenger RNA, 956 nt
Organism: Marmota flaviventris (yellow-bellied marmot)
Lineage: Eukaryota; Metazoa; Chordata; Mammalia; Rodentia; Sciuridae
Gene: Lrrc10
Product: leucine rich repeat containing 10
Cellular component (GO): cytoplasm
Molecular function (GO): protein binding
Source: RefSeq, a predicted model, not a curated record